This is a messenger RNA of Oldenlandia corymbosa var. corymbosa, 1584 nucleotides long. NCBI's taxonomy places the organism in Eukaryota, Viridiplantae, Streptophyta, Magnoliopsida, Gentianales, Rubiaceae. The record is from the annotation of a GenBank genome assembly.
AUGGCGGAACCCAAAACCAAGUAUGAUCGUCAGUUGAGAAUAUGGGGUGAGCAAGGACAGGCUGCGCUUGAGAAAGCGAGUAUAUGUUUAUUGAAUUGUGGGCCCACUGGUUCCGAGACCUUAAAGAAUCUUGUACUAGGUGGGGUUGGAAGCAUCACUGUCGUUGAUGGAUGUAAAGUUGAAGUCAGUGACCUGGGGAAUAACUAUUUUGUGGAUGAAUCAUGUGUUGGACAGUCAAAGGCAAAAUGUGUUUGUACGUUUCUUCAGGAGUUGAACGAUGCUGUUAAAGCUAAGUUUAUUGAAGAAUCUCCUGAGGCUUUGAUUGAGACUAAUCCAUCAUUUUUCUCAGAGUUCACACUGGUUGUAGCCACACAGUUGGUUGAAGAUACGAUGGUAAAGUUGGACAGAAUCUGCCGUGAUGCAAAUGUUAUGUUGGUGUUCGCACGCUCGUAUGGUUUAACUGGUCUUGUACGGAAUAGUGUGAAGGAGCAUACUGUUAUCGAGUCAAAGCCUGACCACUUUUUGGAUGAUCUCCGGCUAAAUAACCCAUGGCCGCAGCUUAGAAGUUUUGCUGAAACAAUUGAUUUGGACACAUCGGAUCCAGUCGUCCAUAAGCACACUCCAUAUGUGAUCAUUCUCGUUAAAUUGGCAGAAGAGUGGGCCAAAAGUCACAGUGGAAGUCUUCCAUCAAGUAGGGAUGAGAAGAAACAAUUCAAGGUUGAAGAUGUGGAACUAAUCAAAGCCAGGAUGGUUGCAAUGGAUGAGGACAAUUAUAAAGAGGCAAUGGAAGCGUCAUUCAAAUUGUUUGCGCCUAGAGGAAUUAGUUCUGAAGUGCAGAAGAUAAUUAAUGAUAGCUGUGCCGAGGUUGAUUCCGGUUCAUCAGAUUUUUGGGUGAUUGUAGCAGCUUUAAAGGAGUUCAUAGCUAAUGAAGGUGAGGGCGAGGCACCUCUUGAGGGAUCGAUUCCAGAUAUGACAUCGUCUACUGAGUUGUAUGUAAAUUUACAGAAGAUUUAUCAAGCGAAGGCUGAGGCAGAUUUUCUUGCUGUGGAACGAAGGGUCAGGGAUAUACUGAAAAGAAUUGGUAGAGAUCCAUACAGCAUCACAAAGGCAAACAUAAAAAGUGUCUGUAAAAAUGCGAGAAAGCUCCGAGUUUGCAGAUACCGCUCUAUAGAGGAUGAGUUUAGCACUCCUGUCCAAGCAGAGUUACAGAAGUGCCUGACUGAUGAAGAAUAUAGUUACGCCACAGGGUUCUACAUUCUGCUUCGUGCUGUUGAUCGUUUUGCCGCAAACUAUAAUAGUUUCCCUGGCCAGUUUGAUAGUGGAAUGGAUGAGGACAUCUCAAGGUUGAAAAGUAUUGCUGUCAGCCUGCUCGGCGAUGUAGGCUGCAAUGGUUCAUCCUUGAUUGACGAUCUCAUCAGUGAAAUGUGUCGAUAUGGUGCUGCAGAACUUCAUGCCGUUGCUGCUCUCAUUGGCGGAAUUGCAUCGCAGGAGGUGAUCAAGCUCAUCACAAGACAGUUUGUUCCCAUGCGUGGGACAUUUAUCUUGAAUGGCAUUGAUCACAAAUCUCAACUAUUGCUUUUGUAG